Messenger RNA from Ectocarpus siliculosus, 3846 nucleotides. NCBI's taxonomy places the organism in Eukaryota, Phaeophyceae, Ectocarpales, Ectocarpaceae. The record is from the annotation of a GenBank genome assembly.
AUGUCCGAUGGCUCAAACACGUCAUGUGUCGGGGCUGGUACCUUUGCCGAUAAUUCGGCCGGCAUUGAAGGUGGUGCAGUGCACGCGAGUGGGGGGUCGACGAUUUCGUGCGGCGCUUCAUGGCUAAACAACGUGGCUGGUGAUAUCGGAGGCGCCAUAAGGGUUCUUGGAGGGUCCACCUUUUCAUGGGACGAAGAGUCGUUCUUCGCCUACAAUACUGCCGGAAGAGCAGGAGGCGCGUUGAGUGUUAACGGGUCGAGCUUGUCGUGGAAUGCUGCAACGGGAUUCGAUUCCAACACCGCCGGGCUGGUGGGUGGCGCUCUCCACGUGGGUGGUGGCUCGAGCGUCUCCUGGAGCGAGGCCACGACGUUUGUUCGCAAUUUCGCUGAGGUAAACGGCGGUGCUCUAGCGAUGGGUAGCAGUUCGAAGACUUCCUGGAGCGGUGUCACCACGUACCUGGGGAAUGAAGCUGGGAAUGCUGGGGGCGCCAUUUAUGUCGAAGACCGCUCGAACGUUUCGUGGAGCGGGGAGACCGAGAGCGUGUUCGACGAGAACCUUGCAGGGGUUUUCGGGGGAGCGGCUUAUGUGACCACGAGCUCUGAACUUUCUUGUGGCGAGCAAACGUCUAGCAGCUUUUUCCGCAACUCGGCCACCAAAUACGGGGGGGCGCUUCAAGUGGAUCACGGCUCCAGCUUAGCACUUAGCGGGAACACUUCUUUCCACGGAAACAGCGCUCUUGGUUACCCCGUAAAUGAGGAUGGGACGGGUCAUGGUGGUGCCAUAGGCGCCACGUACUCUGCCACCGUCACGUGGAGUGAGACCACGUCUUUCACAAACAAUACGGCAGUUUUGGGGGCUGGCCUGUACGCGGGCAACUCUAGUGUACUUUUCCUGGGUCAUACUAUCGCGGCCCACAACACAGCAACCUUUGGAGGCGGUGCGUUCUUUUUCUCAAACAGCAGUGCUGUAUGGGACGGGCAAACGGAUAUGUACAACAACUCGGCCGAAAGUGCUGGCGGUGCUGUGACUAUCGCGUCCUCGGACCUGGUCAUUAACGGCCCAACAGCCCUGGCCAACAAUCGCGUCGGGGACAGCGAGAGCGGUUUCGGUGGUGCCAUGUAUAUGCUUAUGGGCUCGAGUCUAUUUGCGAGCGGUGCCACAACGUGGAUCAAUAAUUCAGCAGGGGGUCAAGGCGGAGCGAUCAUGAUGGAUGGCUCGACAGCGUGGUGGACCGGCCCAACACUUUUCAGCGGAAAUAGUGCACAUUCUGCCAGUUCCAACGGGGGCGCUGUACAUGUCGGCGGAUUGUCGAGCGUGUCCUGGAGUGGAGCGACGACCUUCACGGAUAACCGCUCCGGUCGCAACGGAGGUGCACUGUUUUUGCUUUACGGAGAAGCUUCGUGGACCGUUGUCACGAAGUUCGUUCGCAAUACCGCAGAUAGCCUAGGAGGUGCCUUGUACGUGAGUUUAUCCCGAAUGUCUUGGAGUGCGGCCACCGAGUUCGAUGGAAAUUCUGCUCUGUCCGGAGGCUCAAUUUUCAUGUGGAACUCCUCCCAUGUGGAGUGGACUGGGGACACCGAGUUCAUAUCGAACGAAGCAAGCCUCGACGGGGGGGUGAUUGGAUCCUUUUCAACGGACUCCGUCAGUAACCAGGGCUCAACCCUCGUGAUGAAUGGGACCACUGCCUUUGUCAACAACACGUGCGGAGCUAACGGGGGCGCCUUGGCUCUGCUUGGAGGAUUGGCUGUAAACAUCGGCACAGAAAACGUCAGCUUCAUUGGAAACGCUGCCGAGGUUGCGGGAGGGGCCGUAUUUGUGUCGGGCACAGGGUUCGGCCCGAUUUUCACUGGCGCUAGGUUCAUCUCCAACUCCGCUCAGGUCGGGGGUGCUGUCUCCACCGUAGGGUCUGGGAACUUGAAGGAAAAUGCAGACAUUUCACCCCCAAACCCGACAACAUUCGACCAUUGCCACUUCAUCGACAACCGAGCAACAGCAACGGGUGGAGCUAUUGACAGCGCGGCUGGACAAGACGCCUUCGUCAACAGCACGUUUCAGGGCAACCGCGCGGGGACGGGGGGGGGCUUGAGGCUGGCAGGCACGGCCUCUCUGGACACCUGCUCGUUUGUUGACAACAUUUCGGACGAUCAAGGGGGCGCGGCGGUGUCCAACAUCGGUUCUUUGUUGAGUGUGGAGAACAUCACUUUCAGCGGUAAUGUCUUCGACUGCGAUCCCGGCAUGUAUCUGGACUACAACGCGUCGGGUAACCCCUACGAGGCCGCUUGCGGUGGCUGCGAGACUGCGUGCGACGGAUGCUUCUUCGAACCGCCUGUGCCUCCGACAUGCACGGACGUAAUGGAGCAUAUCACAAGCGCUGGUGGCACCGUCACCCUUGAAGACCUUCCAGUCGAGCGUGGGUACUGGCGAGCCAGCCCGUCGAGCGAGGAAGUCUUUGCGUGCUACAAUUCCGACGCCUGUCUAGGCGGAGUAACGGGAAGAGCUGGCUAUUGCCUCAAGGGCUACGAGGGACCAUAUUGUGCUGUGUGCAGCGACGGCUACACGACAGAACUGGCCUUCGCCUGCACCAGGUGCUCCGGUGGCGCUGGCCGUAUCGCCCUGGCGGCCGUGCUCGCGGUGGUGGUCUUAUGCGUUGCCUUUGCCGUUGCUUCGUACGCGAUGUCGGGCAGGGUUGGCGACGUGAGAUCAGGGGUGGUUGCCCGCCUUGGGCAGUAUAUUCCGCUUCAAUCUGUGAAGAUUGUCAUCGUGGCGUGGCAGAUCUUGACUCAGUUCACGUCCGUGGCGAAUGUCACCUACCCGGACGUGUACAAGCGCUUCCUGGACGGCCUGGAUGUGUUCAACUUCGACCUGAGCUGGGUGCUAUCUGCCGGCUGCAUCUUCGACAUUGAUUUCCACGACCGGCUCCUGGCCUCGACCGUCAGCCCUGUCAUUGGUUUGCUGUUUCUGGCUGGCACAUACGCCGCUGCCGUGAGCAUGAACCGCGGGAAGGCCGAGAGUCUGCAGGUCAUAUGGAACAAGCACGUGUCGCUGGUGCUUCUGCUGACCUUCUUGAUAUACUCGAGCGUCAGCGCCACCCUUUUCAAGGCUUUCGUGUGCGAGGAACUCGAGGACGGCACGAACUACUUGAGGGCAGACUACACCAUCGACUGCGACUCCUCCAAGCACAAAGCCUUCCAGGUGUACGCGGGAUUCAUGGUUGUGGUAUACGUGGUGGGCAUCCCUGCGCUCUACGCGUUUCUGUUAUUCAGGGACCGUCACGUGUUGAAGGAUCACCAUGCCGAUCGAGAACAAACCGCUCGCACGACGUCCACCUCGGAUCUGUGGAAGCCGUACAAGCCGUCCGUGUUCUACUACGAGGUGAUCGAGUGCGGACGUCGGGUUCUGCUUGCCGGGGUGGUUGUGUUCAUCUUUCCCAACACAGCGGCCCAGAUCGCGAUAACGCUCAUGAUGGCCUUCGCGUUUGUGAUGGUGUCGGAAGGUUUAGCCCCUUUCGCGUCCAAGUGGGACGCAUGGCUUAAUCGAACCGGUCAUACAGUGGUGUUCGUGAGCAUGUACAUCGCUCUCCUGCUCAAGGUGGACGUGUCGGGGGAGCGGGCGGGCAGUCAGAGGGUGUAUGAGAUUGUCCUCGUCGCAGCGCACGCGUGCAUGAUCCUGGCGGUGAUGACCGAGACGUUCGUGUUGACGUGGUCGUUGAAGGUAGAGCAGCGGCAAGAACCGACGACCAGGUUCCGGCAUGGGAAGCUGUUUCGCUCGGGGAGAGGCUUGGAGUCCGCGCAGGACGACCCAUUUUCUGCCGAUUUGCGCCGGGUAGAAGUGUCGCCCGGUCGCUAG